AUGCAUCUUAUGAAUCCGCUCUCUCUCUUACUACUCUUAAUAACGCCGGCCCUCUCAGACUUAACACUCACCAUUCCGCCCUCCCCGCUCCUCCCAAACCCUCAUUCCUUGCCCGCCGACACCCAUGCAACACUCACCUCGACAACCCUCGCAAAACCCAUGAAAGCACCCCUUACCCGCUCCGCAACAUUUGUCUUCUCUAGGGUCGCUUCUUCUGAAUACAAGAUUUCCCAAAGAGACGACCUCUCGGGUUCGUACCUACUCGAUAUUCGAUCGUCGGAAUAUGUUUUUUCACCGUUAAGAGUUGAUCUUGACGAGAGAGGGUAUGUGAAGGGUGUUUGGGAGACAUUCCGGGGCAAUGAGUGGGGCAAUCGCGGAGAUGAGAAGUACCUGAGGCCCGCGAAUGUGCAAGUUCGUAGCGGGCAUGGGGAUUCCGGUGGUGUGGUGGUUGCCUUGAAGGUUGUUGCGAGGAAGGGAUUCUAUGAAGUUCGACAGACUUUCUCGCCGCUGUCGCUAUUCAAAAACCCCAUGAUUUUGCUUGCGCUUGUUGCGCUGGGAUUUACCUUCGGAAUGCCCAAGCUCAUGGAAAACAUGGACCCCGAAAUGCGUGAGGAAUUUGAGAAACAGUCUCGCGCGUCGCCUAUGGCUGGUGCGCAGAAUGCAAUGGCUGGUGGUGGUCCCGCAAACUUCGAUCUUGCAGGGUGGAUGGCUGGAGCUGCGCCCAGAGCACAACCUGUUCCGGUGUCUUCUGGUCCUGGUGCGGCGACUGGGAGGGAAAAUAAGGGAGGAGCGCGGAGGAGGUAA
This is a messenger RNA of Aspergillus puulaauensis, 804 nucleotides long. RefSeq lists its product as uncharacterized. The coding region runs from base 1 to 804 and encodes 267 amino acids. The record is from RefSeq and is a predicted model, not a curated record. NCBI's taxonomy places the organism in Eukaryota, Fungi, Ascomycota, Eurotiomycetes, Eurotiales, Aspergillaceae. The transcript is spliced from 3 exons. Gene Ontology annotation, cellular component: EMC complex.